Messenger RNA from Babesia bigemina, 5730 nucleotides. RefSeq lists its product as hypothetical. The record is from RefSeq and is a predicted model, not a curated record. Lineage: Eukaryota; Apicomplexa; Aconoidasida; Piroplasmida; Babesiidae. The transcript has 2 exons. The coding region runs from base 1 to 5730 and encodes 1909 amino acids.
AUGUCUAGAAGAUCUGUUGAAGAGAAGAUUGUCCAGCUUGGUCACCUUGCUGGUAAGCUUGGCGGAUUUGUUGGUGAAAGUGACAGUGUUAACAAAGCCGUUAAGAAUGCUAUUAUCGCUGUAAUUAACAGUAAUGAAGAGCUUAAAAAUGAAUACUCUUCUCAUGUUACUACCCUUUCUGAGUCUGUCAAAUCUGCUGACCAGGCUGUUGGCACCGUUGAAAUUGAGCAGCUUAGUCAGCGAGUUAGUCAAGAAAUUACUCUAAUUACUCAACGUAUUAAUAGCCCUAAAAACCUUCCUAAUAAUCUUCCUCCUUCCCCCUCUCCCUCUGCUGACUCAGCCGAAUUGCAGCCCAAGUUGGAGGCUUUGAAGGAAGUGCAGAAGCUUUGUGAAAAUUAUGAGAAUCUUAAGAAUGCAAAAGAUGAGCCUAAAAAUCUCCUUGUUAAUCUUUGCACUGGCCUCGAAACAUUCCUCGGCUUCAAUUCUGAGACUAAAGGCUACGACGGCACUGGGAUUGUGUACUCCGACUUGGACAGGCUGUGUGACGGGGUGAUGGGAUUUUUGUAUCAAGUGCUUAAGGAUGUCAGCGAUAAACAGCCUUACGAAACAGGUAAGGAAUACUUAAAUACAUUAGUUAGUAGCACUUUAAAAUCAAAUUUGAACUCAGGUCACGAUGGUUUUUGCAAGGCGUUUCCCAUGGUGACUGUCAACGUCAACCGGUACAACCAGGCAGUGAAGUCGUCGAAUGAGAACAUAAAGAAAAAGAUGGAAAAGCUUCAGAGUGAGAUGAAAGUGUUCACGAAAAACGCAUUAAAAGGCAUUUUGCCGAAGGCAGAUGAGAAUGAUUUUCAAAAGGUUCUGCAGGCUGUGGAUACUGUCAACAGGGAGUUAGACAGCUGCAAAAAUUACGCCAAAGUUUUCACUGACGCUUUGAACAUCGAUGACAAGAGUGUAAAUGACGCAGUCGAUGAACUCCAUUCUCCUUUAUCGGUAAGAGUCAAGGAUGCGUUGCGGACCGUCAAGCAGGAAAGUGAGCAACUGGGUAGGUUGGCUGAGAGACAGCAGGGCACGUUGAAGGAGACGGCUGAAAAAGUAAAGAAGACUUUGGGUGAGUUAAAAGUAAGCGUUGAUUGCAAAAUAGGCGACGACGUGAAAGAGUUUGUGGAUGAACUGAAGAAGAAAGUGAAGCCCAUUAAGAAGCAUUUAGAUGACAUUACGACUGAGCUUUCUCAAUACGUUAUCGAGUUGCAGACGUGGAUGGAAGACACGAAAAAGUAUAUUAAUGAAGUUAAGGAUACGCACGUUAAGAGAAUCGUUAACGAGACCACGGACAGUCUUACUGGCAAAACAAAUUUGAUUGAGGAUGAGAGACAAAAGGUGUUGAAGUUGAAAAAAGAUCUUACUACUCAUAUUGAAAGCGUUAGAAGUAUUGUUAAAGACAAGGUAUCGGAUGCAAAGACUGCGAAAGUUGCGCAGCUGGACGGGUGGAAGAAGGCAGCCGGGAGCGUUGUGGAGGAAGCGAAGAGGAAGUGUAUGCAGAUUGGUGGGAUGGUUGUGACUGAUGGUACAGGUAACGGGGAAAUUUAUAAGUUAGCGAAAGAGAUGCAAGAUAAGGCUGAGGAGCUCAGAGUGGCGGCGAAGCAUAUUAAGGCGGAGAUUGGGGGAUGGGUUGGGAAUGCUACUAAAGCUGUUGGAGAAUUAGAGGAUGUACUAAAAACUGAUUUGUAUCACGUGAAAGAUAAUAUUGAUAGUGGGAUACUCAAAUAUGUCAAUGGGUUGAGAGAUGCGUUGACUAAAGGAAUGGAAGCCUCAAGCGGACGCGGUACAUUUGGUUAUAAUCAAUUGAUAGGUGCACUCACGGGUAAAUUAGGAGAACAGCUGCCGAAGUUUAAGGAAGCGCUUGUAACGACGCAGCGAAGCAACGACGUCGGCACUUAUCUGGAAAAAAUCUUGUAUGAUCUUCAGCAGUCGAAAACUACAUUGACAAAACCUUUAGAAGCCUUGAAAACGGCUUUUUAUAAUGAUAUGCAGGCUCAAGUCGAAACGCAUUUACCAAAAGUCGAUAAUGAGGGUACAACAAAAGUACAACUUACGAAGCUUUCCAGGUCUUUCUACAACGCUCGAACGGACGGCAAAGACAUCACCAAGCAAACAGCACUUAAAAAAGCGAUCGAAAAAAUUGAAACCGACGUGAAUGCAAAAUUGCUGGACGACGAAGGCGUCAGAGGUAGCAUUGAAGGUGAAAACAGUACCUUCACUUCCCCCUUUACCAAAAUCGAACAACAGCUCCAACAGAUCGCCGGGCUGGUUGACAGCGAUAAAAAGCAGUCGGGGAUACCGGGUGAUGGGCAAAAGGAAGGCGUCAUAAACUACUUGGAUGAUGUUACGAGUAUGCUUGCCGAAGAUCCCGUUACCCUCAAGUCCGAUAUAAAAUCUGCCCACGCCUCUAUCAAAGGCCUCGAGACGAUCAAGGGUGAAAUCACUACCGCGCUGGACGGUAUCGACACCUACGUCUCAAACAUCUCAGUUUCGCACAUAACCAAUGGCCUGAAUAACGUAUCCACCGAAAUCACGAAACACCUUGGAGAUCUCGAGCAAGCUAUAGAUCAAACCACGAAUGCCGUCCAUGCGAAAUUGAUCGCUCUGAAAGACGAUAAAAUUGGUAACGCUGCGAAUAGCAAGACAAUCAAGGAGAACACCUUACAAGCCAUUUCUGACAAACUUGACAAACUUCAGAAGGGCCUGGUGACAGAUGCCGUCAAAGAGACCAAGUCGCUGCUUGAUACCUACUUGACGAAAGCUGAGGAACACUACACGAAAGAGCUGAAAUCUCACCUCAACACUCAAGUAAAACAAGCCAUCGAGACGCUCACCACCCACUCGCAAAAGCAAUACUUCCUCUCCACGGUGUCACUCCUGUCCGAGUACUCCAAUAGAGUUGAGAAGGAGUUGAAGCCGUUGCCGCAAGAAAUUAAGAACGAUUUGGAGAGAGGGCACAAAGGGUUCAUGAAUGUAUUUGCAGCCAAGUUCGUAAGCAAUAUUGAGAAAAUUAAGCCGAUCACCGCCACUUCCUUCACUCAGAAGGGCUCACUAAAAAUAUCUCCAGUAAGUCAGGCUGCUAAAGAACUAAACAAGUCUCUCACAUACUGCUUCCAAAGUCUCAACAGGCAGGCUGAUAUAACUGCUGACGUCGACUUAGCCGAGCCGGCGAAGACGGCUCUGAUCACUGUCCUCGGUAGCAUUCAAACGUCUAAUCACUUCGAUAACACCUUUGUAGAUAAUUUAGUGUCACUUAAAAAUACAAUGCACGAAUUCAAUCCUAGAACGUACGGGGACAGCAACAACCCUUGGCUACUAGAUGCACUUAAGAAGGGUCUGUCGUUUCUCAUUGAUGAACUUCAAGUGGCGUACGUGAGCGUGUAUGAUGGCCAUGAAGAUUACAUUGAUUUCAAUAAACUGUUUGAUCCUCCGAUCAACGUUUCCAUGAAUGUCAAUCAGAAAUCCGAGCUGACUGACGUAGGCAGAAAGCUGUCGAAGGUCUGCCUUACCAUACUCGGCAUUAUUUUUGAAGACAUCAGUACGUUGAAAAAAUGCUGUGGUACCAAGUGUAAAUCGGAUCAAAUUAAUACAUCAACUACACUUGGUGAGUUCUUCUCCGAUCACGGUUAUAUAGUGUCGAUGAGAGGUAAGCAGCAUGGUGAGUUGCGGGAUAAGGAAAAAAUGAGAGGCUUCCAUAUUUAUAAGAUCCUCACCGAUGCGAUUACAGGCGCAGAUAAGAUCAUUGAACACAUGAAGAAGUGUGAAUCAAACAAAAGGGUUGGACAAGAUGAGCCGAUAAAAGCUGAGAAGUUUGCCAUCAUCGACCUCCUUAGUUGCAUCUAUCAGCACAUAGAGCAAUACAAUGAGGUCUGCCAUAUCGCUACAUUCUCUGCUACCAGAUCACCGUGCUCAGUAUACGAGAUGCUCAUUUGGCUCAGCGGACUAACGCAUAAUCGCGUAUGUUCUGCCAUGGUUGGGAAAACGUUCUUGGAUCUAUUAAAGGACCCAGCUAAGGAAGCUAGGGAGACGCAACAAGAGGGAGAAGUGGACGAACCUAUAGUCCUAGAAGUGGACCCAAACUCGAUAUCUCUUGACGCAUAUCCAAAGAGCAUAGAAUUUGUCAGACUUGAUGCGACACUGACACGUAUAUGUUCAAAAGCGUACGAUCUUAUUUGCACAAUCGUUGGAACGGGAGACGAGUACACCACGUACGGCUGCGACUACUCUAACAAUUCGUUCAAGCUGAAAUAUCCCAGCGAUCCUGCCGCUUGCUUCGACAUGUUGCUCGACAUCCUUCGUCGCCUACUUCCGCAGCUCAGAUAUUUGUCCAGUCGUUGUGACGUAGCAACUGAGCACCACGGUUGGCGGAAUUGCGAGUACGGCAAGGAAGUUCCUACAAGCACAUCGCAUUGUAUCAACGAAACAGAGGGCCAGGCAAACACGAAACCAAAGUGCCAACCAAAUUGCCAGGCAAACACUAAAGUAAGCUGCCAGCCAACUUCACCACUGAUGUCUUAUUUGAACGAUUGUCUACCAGGCCACUUGCCUCAUCAACUCAUUAGAAUCGGCUGCAAGUACGAGUGCUCCACAUGCCCGACCACUUCUAAGAAGGGAAUGCCCUGUCUGACUCCUCUCGGUUUUAGAGGGUUUUCUGGUAGCACGAAACAGGGUAAAGAUCUUUGUGAAGCAAUUAGACUUUUCUUCGGUAGCGGUCUGAUUUCAACUCUGCUGUGUCUCACUCCCAAGCCACCAUCCACAUUACCGGAGCAUUUUGGCUUUACCUUGUCACUCAUAGAAUGCCUUGAAACUUCAGAGAAGAAAACAACUGUUGAUGGCGUCACAGUGAAAGCGGCAUUUACAACAUCAAUAACGAAGCUGUCCGUACAGCUUUACACUGCACAAUCCGACUUAACCAAUGCUAUAAGUAAGGCGUACGGCCCGACGGCCUCUGACCAUGGUGAAUGCGAGCAUUCACAUCUUAGAAAUCUUACAAGUGCUCGUAGCUGCAGACAAAAAUCAAACAAAGAUAUCGAAUGCGCUCCUUACCUAUACACCAUGUGUCACGAUGCGUAUUCCUACUUGGCCGCCAAGCAUACCGAUGUCUAUCUGUCGUGGGCCAUCUAUUUACCAUGGGAUUUUUGGAAAUAUCUCAAACACUUAUACGACAGCUUCUGCAAUAUAAACUGCGCAGAUUGGGGGUGUCGCCAGUGUUUACAAGGCACAGCAUGUAAUAGUGGCAAACACGGACAGAGCGAAACGAAUAGUGAUGGCAUCCGUAAGUCGUAUUGCCAAUGCCCCUCUAUCGUUGGCUGCAAAGGUGUGUCUCCAACGCUGUACCAAUAUGGAUUCAGCUUCCAAGAUGCAUCUUCACUGAAUCACGCAACUUAUCCUAAUACGUGCACUGAUUUCUGCUCUCAGCUGGACAAGGUGUUGAAAUCGAAUUACUUCGUUAAGCUGUUCACGGAAUGUGACAACUUCAUUUGGACCAUCAGAGAACCGUUCACCUACUUGGUCCUCGCACUCUGGUCACUAUCGCUCUUCUACCUCAUCUGCGUGAUGGUUGGCAGACUGGAUGUGCUCCACAUACGCUCACACCUGAGGAUACCGUCAUCGCACAGGAUAACGGCGCAGUCAUUGUUGGCUGCAGCGCAAGUCGGAAGGCUUGCCAAAAUAUCGUAUCUACAACCAUGA